Messenger RNA from Westerdykella ornata, 1089 nucleotides. Its product is annotated as thymidylate synthase. Gene Ontology annotation, cellular component: mitochondrion; cytosol. Gene Ontology annotation, molecular function: thymidylate synthase activity. Gene Ontology annotation, biological process: dTMP biosynthetic process. The coding region runs from base 1 to 1089 and encodes 362 amino acids. The transcript has 3 exons. Lineage: Eukaryota; Fungi; Ascomycota; Dothideomycetes; Pleosporales; Sporormiaceae. The record is from RefSeq and is a predicted model, not a curated record.
AUGACGGCCUCAAUCCUACAACCGGUAAUCACACCGUCUGAUCAACAGCAACCCCAUCAGGAACAACAACCAAACUCUUCCUCCUCCCAAGCGCAGACCUCCACCCUCCCAAACCCCAACCACGAAGAACACCAAUACCUCUCCCUCCUCUGCACAAUCCUCACAACCGGCGAACACCGCCCGGACCGCACCGGCACCGGCACCCUCGCCAUCCCCUUCCCCCCUCAACUCCGCUUCACCCUAUCCCGUCCCCGUCCCUCCUCAGACCCCUCCUCAGACUCAGACUCAGACGCAGAAGAACCCUACGACCUCAUCCUCCCCCUCCUAACCACCAAACGCGUCCACCACCGCGCCAUCCUCCACGAACUCCUCUGGUUCAUCUCGGGCGCCACGCACGCGGGCCCGCUCAGCGCCCUGGGCGUUAAGAUCUGGGACGGCAAUGGCUCGCGCGCGUACCUCGACAGCGUGGGGCUGAAGCACUACGCAGAGGGGGAGCUGGGUCCCGUGUACGGGUUCCAAUGGCGGCAUUUUGGCGCCGAGUAUAUCCCUGAAAACGACGACCCCUACACCAACCAAGGAACCGACCAACUCGCCUCCGUCAUCCACAAACUCCGCACCACGCCCUACGACAGGCGCAUCAUCCUGAGCGCCUGGAACCCCGCCGAUCUCUCCAAAAUGGCGCUGCCCCCAUGCCACAUGUUUGCGCAAUUCUACGUCGAGUUCCCCGACGCCCCACGCGGCGAGAAGAAGAAGAAAGGCAUACUACACACCCUCUUCUACCAACGCUCCUGCGACAUGGGCCUCGGCGUCCCCUUCAACAUCGCCUCGUACGCGCUCCUCACGCACAUCCUGGCCCACGUGUGCGACUUGCGGCCGGGGACACUGACGCACACCAUGGGCGAUGCGCACAUCUACCUCGACCACGUGGACGCGCUCAAGACGCAGAUUGAACGGACGCCGAGGGAGUUUCCCUUGUUGAAGAUACGGAAUCGGGAAAAGGGGUGCAGCGUCGAUGGGUGGAGGGUUGAGGAUUUCGAGGUCGUGGGGUAUGAGCCGCACAAGGGGAUUGCCAUGAAGAUGAGUGUGUAG